AUGGCUCAAAUUAUAAUUAAAUUCACUUUUGGUAUCAGUUCUGAUUUUAAUAAAACUCAAUUAUUUUCAUUAUUGUAAUUUAAUUAUUAAUAUUAGAAUUUAAUGUCAAUUAAGCUUUAAUAGUAAAUAAAAAAGAAGGCUUUGGAAAUCAAAAAUAUAUUCAUGACCUCUAUGAUUGUGGUAGCAUAAUUAAAUACAUCUUAAAACUAGAGGAAAAAAAUAAAAUUUAUCAAUAGAUCUAAAUUCAGAGUCAAAUAGAGGUAAAGUUGAAUAGGAAAAACAAUCAGAAAUUUUCAAGCAAACAACUGAAAGAGAAAAUUCAAUUUUAUUCUGGUACUUGGAAUAAAGUAGGUGUAAAUAAUAAUUGGAGAAAACUCAAGAAGCAAUAGUUGUCGAUGUUUACAAUAAACCUCAACAAACAAAUAUUAAUAAUUUCAUUGUAGUAAAGGAUGGUAGAAAUAUAUAAAGUCGUCAUCAGUUUUAAAUAAAGAAUAAGCAAACAAACUAUUUAAAUAGUAUGAGUUUAAGAGAAAAUCGAUAAAUAUA
Paramecium octaurelia is the source of this 546-nucleotide messenger RNA. Lineage: Eukaryota; Ciliophora; Oligohymenophorea; Peniculida; Parameciidae. The record is from the annotation of a GenBank genome assembly.